This is a messenger RNA of Chiloscyllium plagiosum (whitespotted bambooshark), 2440 nucleotides long. Its product is annotated as RNA-binding protein 4-like. Gene Ontology annotation, cellular component: nucleus. The record is from RefSeq and is a predicted model, not a curated record. Gene Ontology annotation, molecular function: mRNA binding. NCBI's taxonomy places the organism in Eukaryota, Metazoa, Chordata, Chondrichthyes, Orectolobiformes, Hemiscylliidae.
UGCGAGGAGGAGUUUUGGGGGGGGGGGGUCAAGAUGGUGAAGAUCUUCGUGGGCAACCUGUCGCGCUACUGCAGCCCGAGCGAGCUGCGCAGCAUGUUCGAGAAGUACGGCGAGGUGAGCGAGUGCGAGGUGGUGCGCAACUACGCGUUCGUGCACAUGGAGAAGCUGAGCCAGGCGACGCGCGCCAUCAAGGCGCUGCACCGGAGCAACGUGCACGGCGCGCACAUCACGGUGGGCGUGGCCAACGCGCGCACGCGCAACACCACCAAGGUCUUCGUGGGCAACCUGGCCGAGCCGGUGUCGGGCGCCGCCAUCAAGGAGCUCUUCCAGCGCUUCGGCCGGGUGGUCGACCUGGACGUGGCGCGCACCUUCGCCUUCGUCUACAUGGAGCAGGAGCGCCAGGCGCUGGCCGCCAUCCAGGCCCUGGACGGCACCCCGCUGAAGGGCCAGAACAUGUUCGUGCAGCUCUCCCGCUCCAACCCGAGCCGCGAGUCGUGGGACCUGGGCGGCGCCGGCGGCCCCCAGCAGCAGCAGCAGCAGUACCGGGACGACGCGGGCCCGUACCCGCCCUCCAGGCCUCCGUCGGCGGGCCACCACUACUACUACUACGAGGACGACCAGGCCGGCUACUACGACCCGUACCGGCCCCCUCCGCCCCGGGGCGGGGGCCGGCCGCCCCCGUUCGGGCCUCACUCGGCUUACCAGGACCACCGCCGGCCCCCUCCCGGCAUGAUGAGGCCCGUGCCCCCUCCGCCGCCGCAGUACCUGAGGGCCCCUUACCUGAACGGCUACGGCUCCAGGCUUCGUGGUUACUGAAGAUUUUUUUUUUAGGGUGGGGAGGGGGUUGAGGUGUUAGAUCAGCGGGUGGACGACGGGCUGUCCACCUCGACCCCCUCCCCUCCCUCCAUCUAUCCCCUUCUCUUAACCAUCCCCACCCCCAAAAACUCCCAUAGAGAACGAGCGAGAUUCCGCCCCCACAUCACCACUCGCAGGCUGCUCCUGGAUGGGAUAGAGGGGUUAAGAAGGCCCACUGAAGCCUUGCGAGUUGUUUUUGGUGGGGUGGGGGGUGGAAGAAUGCGAAGAGAUCGCCAUCUAGAAAGAGUCUUUGGUUGCUGGGAGGUUGUGCAGGUUCCCUGGUACAAAGCCAUGGAGGGGGGAAAUUGUGAAUCUCCCUUUAAAGUUAGCAGUAUUGGUGGGGUAGUGGGGCAAGGCUGGAGGGGCUUUGAAGAUUCACUAUCAACACAAGGGGGGAUGUUAUCACCAUCUCUCGUGCUCAAGAGGCCUACAGCAAUCAAACAGACCCCCCUCUCCCUCAUUUUGUUUAGCUUUUCACCUUUUCUGUGGUGGGUUUCCCAUAUCUUUUUAUGUUCUAAGUUCACUACCCUUUUGUGUCUCUACCAUUUCCCCCAGCUGUCAUGCAAACCUGUUUCUCUUUUGCCAGAUGCCUUCCCUUUUUUUUUGAGGGCCAAAUGAGUUCCUGCUUGGAAAAAGUCACUCAGCAGCGAAGAUUAAUGGGAUUGGUGGGGGGGAGUGGAAUGAUUACAGGAGGAACUGAGAUCACACCGAGCCGAGACAGGCUGCUGGAUGCAAUUUGACUUUCUCAAGGAGCGUCAGUCUGUCUGAUCCUUGUAGAUUUUGGAGCCAGCUGUUCUGCUUAUUCUCUGGGGGAUGGCAGUGGUCUGAGUUCAUUCGGUGACUUGCGUUGUUCAGAGUGAGGGCUGGAACUGGGACUCAUUCACAUCUCUGCUAUAGCGGGGGACCCGAUAACUACAAUUUGGCUCUAGCUGACUGCAAUCACCUGGGGCUUUGAAGGAAGGGGCUGGAACUGGGACUGGCGCUGUUAUCCUGAGGAAGUCUUCUAACUCCAUUGUCUGCUCAAGAUUCAUUCUUCUGAUUGGGGAAGGGGGUGGGUCUGGUAAUGGGAAUUUAUCCAGCACUUGUAGUGGGCAUAUUCAUGGUUUAUUAAUGUCUUUGUUCACUGGGGAGGGAUUGAUUUCUGAAAUGGAAUCAAGAUCUUAUGGGGGUGAAUUUCACUGAUUUGUAUGUAACUUGCAUGUUUUCAUGGGGGUUAGUGGGUCUUUGAGCACAUGUAAUGGGGGGUUGGGAUUCUUGCUUAUUUACUGGGGAUAUUUUUCUGGAAUGGGCUGUAAUGAACCUUGUAACAGAGAACCCCAGCUGCAAUUUGCUGUGUAAUUCCUGGCUGUUUUCCUGUGAUGGGGUAGAUGGGUCUUUACUUGAUGCUUUGUGUACUUUUUGGGGUUAGGGAGUAGUGUCUCUGUAAAGUGUUUCUGGGGGGGGGUGGGGUGUGAAUUGUAAUGUAGUCAACUUGCUUUGGGGGUUUUUCCUGAUCUUUAAGCAUUGCUGUCUUUUUCUUUUUUUCAAAGAAAAAAACAGGCUCACUAUGCCGUUUUGUCAAAAUUAUAAAGCUAGUGUAAAGGUU